GUCCGCCGCCGCCAUGGCGCGCGCGGGAGGCGGCCGUCCCUCCCUCCUGGAGGCAUGACGCGGCGGCGCCCGUGGCCGUGGCUCCACCACCUGCUACCACUGCGAACGCGCUCGGUCGGGCGGAGGUGGCCCUGGUCGUAGCGAACGGGAUGGCGGCCGCGAUGGUGCACGGCGGUGGCGGCGGCGGAGGAGGAGGAGGAGGAGUGGGGAAGCAGCAUCAUGACAGGUCCUCGCCUGGCGGCGGAGGGGCGCCGCAGGUGGACACGGGCAAGUACGUGCGCUACACCCCGGAGCAGGUGGAGGCGCUGGAGCGGGUGUACAGCGAGUGCCCCAAGCCCAGCUCGCUGCGCCGCCAGCAGCUCAUCCGCGAGUGCCCCAUCCUCAGCAACAUCGAGCCCAAGCAGAUCAAGGUCUGGUUCCAGAACCGCAGGUGCCGCGAGAAGCAGCGGAAGGAGGCGUCUCGCCUGCAGACCGUGAACCGGAAGUUGACUGCCAUGAACAAGCUGUUGAUGGAGGAGAAUGACAGGCUGCAGAAGCAGGUGUCCCGCCUUGUUUACGAGAACGGAUACAUGCGGCAGCAGCUCCAUAAUCCUUCUGUAGCAACUACAGACACGAGCUGUGAGUCCGUGGUUACAAGUGGUCAACACCACCAACAGCAAAACCCAGCAGCCGCGCGUCCACAGAGGGACGCGAACAACCCAGCUGGUCUACUCGCUAUAGCUGAGGAGACCCUGGCAGAGUUCCUGUCCAAAGCGACAGGUACUGCUGUCGAUUGGGUGCAAAUGGUUGGGAUGAAGCCUGGUCCGGAUUCCAUUGGAAUCAUUGCUGUUUCGCACAAUUGUAGUGGCGUAGCAGCACGAGCUUGCGGCCUUGUGAGCCUUGAGCCCACAAAGGUUGCUGAGAUCCUUAAGGAUCGCCCGUCUUGGUAUCGUGAUUGCCGGUGUGUGGAUGUGCUCCAUGUUAUCCCUACGGGUAAUGGUGGAACUAUUGAGCUUAUCUACAUGCAGACUUAUGCACCGACAACUUUGGCGGCACCACGUGACUUUUGGACACUCCGAUACACUAGUGGUCUUGAAGAUGGAAGUCUUGUGAUAUGUGAGAGAUCACUGACUCAAUCCACUGGCGGUCCAUCAGGACCUAACACUCCAAAUUUUGUCAGAGCAGAUGUGCUUCCUAGUGGCUAUUUGAUCCGCCCAUGUGAGGGGGGUGGCUCUAUGAUUCACAUUGUGGAUCAUGUUGAUUUGGAUGCUUGGAGCGUGCCUGAGGUCCUUCGACCACUUUAUGAAUCCCCAAAGAUCCUUGCGCAGAAGAUGACAAUUGCUGCACUGCGUCACAUUAGGCAAAUUGCGCAUGAAUCAAGCGGAGAAAUGCCCUAUGGAGGUGGGCGUCAGCCAGCGGUUCUGAGAACAUUUAGUCAGAGGCUAAGCAGAGGCUUCAAUGAUGCAGUCAAUGGAUUUCCGGAUGAUGGCUGGUCACCGAUGAGCAGCGAUGGUGCUGAGGAUGUGACAAUUGCUUUUAACUCAUCCCCAAACAAACUUGUUGGAUCUCAUGUCAACUCCUCCCAGCUGUUCUCUGCUAUUGGAGGUGGCAUCUUAUGUGCAAAGGCAUCUAUGCUGCUACAGAAUGUACCACCUGCUCUCCUAGUGCGAUUUUUGAGGGAGCACCGCUCAGAAUGGGCUGAUCCUGGUGUUGAUGCAUAUUCUGCUGCUGCUUUGAGGGCUAGUCCAUAUGCAGUUCCUGGUCUACGGGCUGGUGGUUUUAUGGGCAGCCAGGUUAUAUUGCCACUUGCGCACACCUUAGAGCAUGAAGAGUUCCUGGAGGUUAUCAGGCUUGAGGGACACAGCCUCUGCCAUGAUGAGGUCGUUCUAUCAAGAGAUAUGUACCUUCUGCAGCUUUGCAGCGGUGUAGAUGAAAAUGCUGCAGGUGCAUGUGCCCAGCUUGUCUUUGCACCCAUUGAUGAAUCUUUUGCUGAUGAUGCACCACUGCUACCUUCAGGCUUCCGAGUGAUACCACUGGAUGCCAAGGCGGAUGCACCAUCUGCGACACGCACACUUGACCUGGCAUCUACUCUUGAGGUUGGGUCUGGUGGGACUACACGAGCUUCCAGUGACACCUCAGGCACCUGCAACACAAGAUCGGUCCUGACCAUAGCUUUCCAGUUUUCAUAUGAAAACCACCUUCGUGAAAGCGUAGCGGCAAUGGCCAGGCAGUAUGUGCGAACCGUGGUGGCAUCAGUGCAGAGAGUGGCCAUGGCAAUAGCUCCUUCGCGUCUUGGCGGACAGAUUGAAACAAAGCACCCUCCAGGAUCUCCUGAGGCCCAUACGCUUGCAAGGUGGAUUGGGAGGAGCUACCGAUUCCACACUGGAGCUGAUCUCCUUCGCACAGAUUCACAAAGCACGGAUUCUUCCUUGAAAGCAAUGUGGCAACACUCUGAUUCAAUCAUGUGCUGCUCCCUGAAGGCUGCUCCUGUGUUCACCUUCGCCAAUCAAGCCGGCCUCGACAUGCUGGAGACGACGCUGAUCGCUCUCCAGGACAUUUCGCUCGAGAAGAUCCUCGACGAUGACGGCCGGAAGGCUCUAUGUUCUGAGUUCCCCAAGAUCAUGCAGCAGGGUUUGGCCUACCUCCCAGGUGGCGUCUGUGUUUCGAGCAUGGGCCGGCCGGUGUCGUACGAGCAGGCGGUGGCAUGGAAGGUCCUGAGCGACGAUGACACCCCCCACUGCCUCGCCUUCAUGUUCGUCAACUGGUCCUUCGUUUGAGAGCCUACCCUACUUCCGGUAUCGACCCCCUCUUGUCCUAUAAAAGACCCUCCUUUAUGUAUCGCUUUUGUGUACUACUGUAUUAUCAAGAAACCUCCCCAGCUCGUUUCUUUUUAUCGUCAUCAUCAUGUGGAACAACAGCAGCACACUGCUAGAAACUCUGCGUUUGCAACUACUGCUAUGGGUAUAUGCAUCGAUCAGUGGCUUUU
Messenger RNA from Oryza brachyantha (malo sina), 2965 nucleotides. Its product is annotated as homeobox-leucine zipper protein HOX32. NCBI's taxonomy places the organism in Eukaryota, Viridiplantae, Streptophyta, Magnoliopsida, Poales, Poaceae. The record is from RefSeq and is a predicted model, not a curated record. The transcript is spliced from 18 exons. Gene Ontology annotation, molecular function: DNA binding; lipid binding; DNA-binding transcription factor activity. The coding region runs from base 150 to 2756 and encodes 868 amino acids.